AUGUAUGAACUGACAAGCACUCUGAAGAAGUAUGUGGCAAAAACCUACGAUGGAACGUCCAAGAACAGGCCGUGUGACAGCGAGGAGCGUCUGGCGGAGCUCGAUGCUGGGCGUCAAGGACGGCACUGGCUGUUGGCACACUGCACGCCGUCCCCGAUGAUGGACGUGGCGUUCGCCGCCACGACUAUGGACACCUACGAAGACAUGUUCAAGCAACACCAGGCGCUGCAGGGGCCGGCCGACCGCUGGCUGCCCAGCGACGAGCCGCCGCCGGCGUGGGCGGGCGGCUCGCGCGUCGCCACCUACAACCCGGCGCAGAAGCUGUUCCGCUGCGCCGACUGCGGCUGCGUCGGCUUCCUGGCGCGCGUCGCCGAGCACUGGCUCGGCUCGCACGCCAACCUGCGCGUCUUCCACUGCCCGCAGUGUCCGUACUCGAGCGCGUGGGCACGCUGCGUGCGCACGCACCUGACGCGCCAGCACGCCGUGGCGCCCGCCGACGCCGACGCCGCACUCUUCGCCAACAACCCGGUGCUCGAGGAGGUGUCCAAGUUCCUGCACCGGCUCAAGGCGCGCGCCGAGGCGGCCGCCGCUGCGGCCGUCGCGGGCGGACACCCUCCACCCCCGCCGCCUCCGUCGCACCACCCUCCCGCACCGUCACUGCCACCACCACCGCCGCCACCGCCUCCGCCGUCGGCAUCCCAUCAGCAACAGCAACAGGACUCGGGCGGCGUCAAGCGGUACUGCUGCGGCUACUGCCCGUAUUCGACGGACCGGCGCGACCUUUUCACGCGUCACGAGAACAUCCACCGCGAGGAGAAGCCGUUUCAGUGCUACGUGUGCCAGAAGCAGUUCAACCGCGCGGACCACGUGAAGAAGCACUUUCUGCGCAUGCACCGCGACUACCCGUACGACCUGAACCGCGUGCGCCGCCAGCCGGACAAGAGCCCGCCGGCGCCGUCGCCGGGCCCCCCCCCGCCUCCACCCGACUGCGGCGGCAAGCGCGCGGGCUGCGCCGCCAAGUCGCACGCUAGCAAGAACAAGAAAAAGGCCGACAAGCGCUAUUCGUGCUGCUACUGCUCGUGGUCCGGCGUCGACAACUGGUGCCUGAAGCGACACCUCAACACGCACCUGAAGCCGUUCGUGUGCGCGCUGUGCGACUACAAGGCGGCGCGCGCCGAGCGGCUGGCGACGCACGUGCUCAAGGUGCACAACAAGCGCGCCUGCGGCAAGUGCUCCUUCCUCGCCGACGACCAGGCGCAGCUGGCCAUCCACAGGCAGGAGCACCACCAUCCGUGGGAACAUGGGAACGGUUUUACUUCCGACACCUUAUCCCCAAGCCAUCCACAUUCGAUAGCGAGUGCUUCCGGGCACCAGGGCGCUGCCCCGAGCAACCACUUUGGCCUGCUAAAGCGCGAGCAGCAGUAUGAGCUGGGUCUGCCGCUCCACGCCUUCAGCGCGCCGCGGUCCGCACCCAAACAGCAGCACUUCGGUGCGGCGCGCCUUUUCCACUACAUGGAAGCGUCCGACACCUCCGACCAGGACGAGGAGGAGGAGCCGGUAAGCUGCUCUGCCCAGCGGCCUCCGCCGCCCGUCGGCUGCCGGCAGUGCGGCUGCGAGUUCGCCGACGUCAACUCUCUGCAGACGCACCAGCUCGUCCACCACACGGCCAAGAGCGGCGCGCCCGAGGCUGCCACUGCCACUGCCACCGCGAAGAAGCCGUGCACCAAACCGCUGCCCUACCGCUGUAGCGUCUGCGAGUGCAGCCUCGCGUCACAGGCACUGAUGCUGGAGCACAUGCGGAUACACAACGGACGCCUGCUCGCCUGCAAGGAGCGCGGCUGUGCCUUCGUCACCCCGCUCGGGGAGUCAGCACUCAGGGACCACUCCAAAAUGCACUCCCCUUCCGUCGACAAUACUCCCCUUUGCUGCCCCCACUGCCAACAUCCUCUGGACUCUGUCGAAUCCCUACAGCGGCACAGGCCGCUUCACCACUUACCUGAAACCCUCUGCGAUCUCUGUGACAGUGUUUGCCAAAAGUUUCGCCACUGCCCACCACUCUCUGCCACUGCCUGCUGCGAAUCUGGCUGUGUAGACCUGAAAACUGGAACUUCCCUCGACUGUUCGUUUCCAAAAACUGACCAAGCUACAGCUGGCACGAAACGUUCUCGGAAGCAGAGGCAGCCCAGACGAGUUGUAGCGAGAGGAGAAGACGCGUCGGAAAUUCGCGUCCUGAAACACUCGGCGUCUCCGAAGCCGCGGUCUGCCAAGUGGAGAAGUCUCGGCGCCAGUCGCACCUUGUGUCAACUCCGAGAGAAGUAUAUGAGCGGACUCCUCUCCCGCAAGAGGAUAAGGUGCAGCUGGUGUCCGCAACAGGCGCCACUGUUCCCCUACCACACGCCGGCCACACUGGCUCUGCACAAUACGUGGCGCCAUAGCAUUCGCAAGUUUGAAUGCGAGCACUGUAGUGAAACCUUCCGCCACCGCUACCAAGUGAUCAUACAUUCCAGCAGGGAACACGCCGCAGUAAGCAGCACCAGUCGCGGAGACGGACCGGAAGGGAAACCGGUGGAGGACGUUUCACAGCAGUCUGGACCAGAAAGUGGAUGUCAAGGUGGAAAGGAGCGAAUGACUGUAAACACUCCCUCUUGCCCUCUGGCGGAACCCACAUUUCCUAGCAUGAAUGUACCUGAUUCUCUGAGUGAAAAUGUGCCAAUGACAACGAAAGAACUCUGCAAUGGAGAUAGCCUACGCAGUGUCCAAAGUUAUACAAAAAACUCCAUUUUAAAUAUUCCACUGCCGCCACCCAUUAUGGCAACGUCGUCUUCGGUAUUGUGACCGUAUUACUUCUCUUACUAGGUUACAUCUUUUCACUCAAGGGUUAAAGUGCAAUAAACGUGUUUUCCACGUCCUAUUUUUCGUUAUGUGUGAAUGAAAUGAAGUGUGUCACAGCAAUGUAACUGUGAUAAA
This is a messenger RNA of Schistocerca americana (American grasshopper), 2967 nucleotides long. RefSeq names its product zinc finger protein 62 homolog (gene chn). Gene Ontology annotation, cellular component: nucleus. Gene Ontology annotation, molecular function: RNA polymerase II transcription regulatory region sequence-specific DNA binding; DNA-binding transcription factor activity, RNA polymerase II-specific. The record is from RefSeq and is a predicted model, not a curated record. Bases 1 to 2835 code for a protein of 944 amino acids. The transcript is spliced from 7 exons. Lineage: Eukaryota; Metazoa; Arthropoda; Insecta; Orthoptera; Acrididae. Gene Ontology annotation, biological process: regulation of transcription by RNA polymerase II.